Molecule: messenger RNA, 1718 nt
Organism: Entrophospora candida
Lineage: Eukaryota; Fungi; Glomeromycota; Glomeromycetes; Entrophosporales; Entrophosporaceae
Source: the annotation of a GenBank genome assembly
AUGUCAAUAUAUAGUGAAAAUAGCGAAGCUAGCACUGCUAAUUCUGUUUUUGAAUCUGUUUCCAAUUCUCAACUGCAAAAUUCCGUUUUUGAAACCUCCUUCAAAGACGUUAACAGCGCCUUCUUUCACCGGGGACACAAAGCUGAGAGUGUAGCCGAAUAUCUAUAUAAAAUCCGCGAUGAUAGUAAUAAUUAUGAAUUUCUUGGUACAGAUACCGAGGAUGGAAUAGAAGCCAUACUUAGUGAACGGCAAGGACAUUCAUUACACGAAAUCAUUGAUGGAGAUGAUCCACUUCGUCCUUUUAUCGAUUUUGAUUUACCUAUUGAAUGUCUCAAUAAAAUAGAACCAAAAAAUACACCUGUAGAGGCGCGAAAUUUACUUUGCCGUGCCUUUAAAGAAGUCUGUUUAGAGAUAUAUCCAGAUUGGGAUAAAACCACUCUGACUAUUGCUAGUAGUAGCGAUUCGAAAAAAAUAUCACUCCACAUAUCAACAUGUGGUCUCCGACUCAAAAAUAUUUCCAAAGUUGCAAAAUUUACUGAGCUUGUACGAAAAAAGCUUCCGAUAGCUUUACAAAGCAAGAAUAUUGUCGAUAACAUAGCAAAUAAAAAAUCAUUUUCUUUACGGAUUGUUGGAACACCAAAAUUCAUCGAAAAAACUAAUGAGCAUGUACAAGUAAAGAAAGCACUAUAUCCAAAAGAUGGAUCUAUUUUUGAUUUUAUGCUUUGUCCUCCUCAUGAUGAAUCGCCAGUUAUAGAUAGUUCUCUCUUAUCUAUCUCGGAGUACGUAGCAACAAAAAUUUCUAACACAUGUACUACUGAGGAUAUUGAAAUCGAACUCAAUUUGGUUGCAAAAUUAUUAGAAGAAUUCGAAAUUGAAGGAUACGAACUUUCAUGUCCACAUGAAAGUUUUCCUGAUACUUUUCCUCUUAAACAGGUAACUCCAGCAUUUUGCCCAUUAUGUUAUCGAGAAUAUGGUUAUAAAGAUCCACAUACAAGCGAUAAUGCAUAUGUUAUCCGAAACAAAAAAUCGUAUAGUUUCUAUUGUCAUCGUGCGAAUAAUAGUAGGGAAGCUGGAUCUAGAAAACCUUCAAUAAAGUUGACCAUUAAAGAAAAAACUUCGGAACGAGAAGAGAGCCUUCUGGUUCCAGAAAAAAUAAACCAACCUAGAAUAACGGAUCCAAAUGAUCGUUUUGUAUGGGGCGACUUAAUUGACAUGUGUUCAUCGGGAGAAAAGUAUACCCAUAAUAAGGUUUACGAAGCUAUCCAAGCAACAAUUGCAUAUAUCGAUAGAGGUAAAAAGUUUUGGAUAUUUAAAGUUGAAGAUGAAGAUGAAGAUGGCGGGCUUACCUUUGAAUUUGUACCCAAACUAGAACUUGCUAAUUAUGAGAUUAAUAUAAUCGAAUUUGGAGGAGAAUCAAUAAAGUUAAGAUCAUUAAUAGAUCGAGCAGUUACCAAAAGUCUAAUUCAUUAUCGCAAAAUCAACUUUCUUCCAUACCCACCAAAUGUAAUUCCACCAAAAACAAAUUUCUUUAAUCUUUUCCUGGGAUUUACAGCUACACCAGCACCAGAAAUUAAUAAAGAAAUUAUGGAUCCUAUCCUUUGGCACGUAAAAAAUGUAAUUUGUGAUGAAAAUAAUGAACUUAUCGAAUAUAUCUGGAACUGGUGGGCAUUCUUAGUGCAAAAACCAGAAAAAAAACCUCGUUCAAUCUGUGUAUUAAA